Prorocentrum cordatum is the source of this 1366-nucleotide messenger RNA. The record is from the annotation of a GenBank genome assembly. Lineage: Eukaryota; Dinophyceae; Prorocentrales; Prorocentraceae.
GAGAGAGAGAGAGAGGUCGCUCCCCUCGCGUUUCGAGGGGGUGCAUCCCCAACCGGGGUGGUAAUGUGGUGGGGGUCUCGAAGGGGAUGGGGAUGGGGAUGGGGAUCGGUGAAACGAUACCGAGCCUCGGGGCGCUGGCGGCUGGAAUGGUGGGGAGCUCGUCCACGGAAUUCGGCCUCGGGUGGGACGCACAGAGACGUACUAAUACUACAUGUCCGCCUUGGAGGCGCGCGUCCGACCCGGACAUAUAGUGCCAUCUUGUAGUAUAUCGUUUCCCGAGCGGUGUGGCCAUAAAACGCCCGCCACGACGCAUAUUCUAUAAGAUUGCUCACUCGAGAAAUCCUCCCAAUGAAUUCCGCCGGCCCACCUCGACCCCGAUAUUUAUCAGGGAAUCAUUCCGCCGGCCCACCUCAAGUCAGGUCCGGGGGUAAACCUCUGAAAGAGAACCAUUGGCCUACGCCCUUUCCGGGAAAAACACGACAUCAGGUGUCUGAGACCUACGUUAGCCUUGACCACCAGAAAGAACUUCGAGCACCACAAAAGUGCCGACCCUGGAGGGCUUCCACGCGUCGGGCCCUGGGAGGCGAUACUGUUCCGACACCGUUUCGAUAGGUCUCUGGGUGCUCGACACGAUCUCCGAGCUGUGGUCCAUAAGCACGAUGGGAGCAACAUGAGCCUCGGGGCGCUGAUAUCGGUCUCGUUGGUGUCGUUCACGGAGGGCGGCGGCGCGAUGAAGUCCUCCGGCGGCAUGCAGCGCUCGACGGCGGAGUCGAUGUCCUUGGCCCCAUUGACGGCCUUGUUGAGGAUGGCCACGAUGUCCGCGGCGCAGAAGAGGCCGGCGCCUUUGAUCUUGGACGGGCAGUUGCUGACGCUCGAGAUGAUAUCCUGGCCCAUCUCGCUCAAAUCAUUGAUGCCCGCCAGGAUCUGCUGGGCACACCCGCUGUCCACAUUGCCGCAGUUGAAGGUUGCAGCGGACACCUCUUUUCCAACGGCCCCAAUGUUGGUGAGCAGGCCCAUGAUCUGAUCCGCGCAGUCCCGCUGCAUGCCGCUGACGUCGUUGUUCGUCACGGACGAGACUGGGAUGCAGUUCUGGACUGCGCGCACGAUGUUGCCCACGACGCCCACAGCGUCGUUGAAGGCGGUGGCGGCGUUGGUCGCGCACGACGCGGGGUUCGGCGCAAAGCCUCGGCAAGGGGGCCAGCAGCCCCGCGAGCAGGGCGCACGCCCGGCGGGCAGCCAUCGCGCUCGCGAGCGGCGAGGAGGGGGCGAGACGGGGGCGAGGAAGGGGCGAGGAGGGGGCGAUCUGCCUGCCGAUCGCGCGGCGGAUCGCGCGGCCCUGGUGCGCAAGCGGGCCCCGUGCUCGAGC